GGAGACCCGCGUGGUUGCAUCUCUGCUCUCAGCAUCCUGGGUCCCUUUAGUGUACAUGGGUCUCGGCUUGCUGCUGUCCGCCCCGUGUGGACUGGCUGCGGGCCGGCGGAGUGGCUCUGGACUGUGGAGGAAGAGCGCAAAGAAUGCCCGUGGUGAUUGAGGGGCAAGCAGCUGAUAUUUGGGACAUGUUGGGGGGGAGAAGAAAGAAAACACAAGCUAUCUGCCACGCAGGGGAGUGAAGGGAAAAGGAGAGCUAGAGGGGGCUAUGGACAUGCCGGAGGAUGACUCGUUGAAGAAUCAGACGGAAGACGGAGAGGAGCCAAGUCGGGGAAGCGUGCGUCCCGCAUGGGCAGUUACGGCGCUGGCCAGCGUGCUGAUCUUCACUACUGUUGUGGAUGUGUUGGGAAACCUGCUGGUCAUCAUCUCUGUGGCAAGGAAUCGCAAACUCCGAAAUGUGGGAAAUGCCUUCGUGGUGAGCCUAGCCUUCGCCGACUUGAUGGUAGCAUUCUACCCUUAUCCUCUGGUGUUGUAUGCAAUUUACCAUGAUGGGUGGUCACUUGGAGAGACCCAGUGCAAGGUAAGUGGCUUCCUGAUGGGUUUGAGCGUCAUUGGCUCCAUCUUCAACAUCACGGGCAUCGCCAUCAACCGCUACUGCUACAUCUGCCACAACUUCAGCUACGACAAGCUGUACAGCAAUCGGAACACACUCCUACUGGUCACACUUAUUUGGUGCUUGACACUCACGGCCAUUGUGCCAAAUUUGUUUUUUGGCUCCCUGCAGUACGACCCCCGUGUCUACUCGUGCACAUUUGCUCAGACUGUCAGCACUUCCUAUACCAUAACAGUGGUGGUCAUCCAUUUCUUUGUGCCCAUUUCUGUGGUCACGUUCUGUUACAUGCGAAUAUGGAUCUUGGUUAUUCAGGUAAGGCGCAAGGUGAAAUCAGAGGUGCGUCCUCGCAUCAAGCCCAGCGACUUAAGGAACUUCAUCACCAUGUUUGUAGUGUUUGUGCUUUUUGCCAUUUGUUGGGCACCACUGAACUUCAUUGGGCUCGCUGUCGCCAUCGACCCAGAAGAAGUCACCCCUCGCAUCCCAGAGUGGCUCUUUGUCGUCAGCUAUUUCAUGGCUUACUUCAACAGUUGCCUUAAUGCCAUCAUCUACGGCCUACUGAAUCAGAACUUUCGCAGGGAGUACAAACGUAUUAUCAUGUCUAUUUGUUGGCCACACCUCUUCUUCCAAGAAACAUCACGGGGAGGGACCGAGGGCAUGAGAAGCAAACCAUCACCAGGACUCAACAAUAAUGAACAAGUCAAAGGAGAAACUCUAUGACACAAUUAAUUCCUAUUGUAGCAAAGCCUCAACAAGGACUUGAAACGCAAUGGGCAUGUGAGCUAUAAUGAAAGGAAAUGACAAAAAACUGUUCACCCUUUACAAAGCUAAUCAAUCUAUUUAUUUUUCUUUGUCUUGGGACCUUGGGCAUUUUACUCCUACAAUUUGACUGCGCAAGUUAUUUUUAUUUACAGGGGGUCCUCAGGUUACAAUGCGCUUGACCUACGACAUUUCAACUUUACGACUUUCAUGCUUCGUCAGCCAUUUAGUCCCCAAGUGCCAUAUUUUCCUAGGUUGGUUAAAGCAUACUUCCAG
This is a messenger RNA of Corythoichthys intestinalis (scribbled pipefish), 1642 nucleotides long. RefSeq names its product melatonin receptor type 1B-like. Gene Ontology annotation, molecular function: melatonin receptor activity. The transcript is spliced from 3 exons. Gene Ontology annotation, cellular component: plasma membrane. The record is from RefSeq and is a predicted model, not a curated record. Lineage: Eukaryota; Metazoa; Chordata; Actinopteri; Syngnathiformes; Syngnathidae. Bases 266 to 1327 code for a protein of 353 amino acids. Gene Ontology annotation, biological process: G protein-coupled receptor signaling pathway.